This is a messenger RNA of Lates calcarifer (barramundi perch), 2438 nucleotides long. It is a transcript of the gene fmoda, whose product is annotated as fibromodulin a. The record is from RefSeq and is a predicted model, not a curated record. NCBI's taxonomy places the organism in Eukaryota, Metazoa, Chordata, Actinopteri, Centropomidae. Gene Ontology annotation, molecular function: protein binding.
AUUUAGCAUUUUUGAUCCAGCGAGCCAAAAGUGUCAAGGGCAAAGGUGCAAACUGUGAAGAAACAGUGGGUUUCAGAUCAGAGGGACUGAAUAUUCUUAACACAGAUGGGAACAAUCCCUCACAGCCACAGCAUCUCACAUCACUCACAUCAGUGGAAAAAGAGGCUCCAGACUCAGGGGGUGUGGGGGUGUGCUGGGAAAUGCCUGAAUGGACAAAAUAGGGUGCAGGAGGGUGGAUUAGGGGGUGGAAGGAACCAACAGUUGAGGACCAGAGAGAGGGGUGGAGAGGGGGAUGGCAGAAUGGAAAGGAAAGCAGGGAGGGGAGGAAAGGAUUUUACAAAGUGUUUGUCAGAGUCCCCUCCAGUCCUGAGCACACACUGAGAGAGAGAGGGGACAAAGAGGGCCAGUCUCUCUGAUCAGAUUACAGUGAAGAUUUGUAUGACUGUGACCAUGCGUCUGGUGAUAGUCUUCCUCUUGUCUGCCCUGCUUCCACUCUCUCUCUCCCAUGGACGGGACCCCUUCGCCUGGCUAUACGGCCGGCAGAGCCAAGGAAACUAUUUUGGCUCGCUGCAGGCAGACACCUCGGGAGGGGCGUGUCCCGAUGUGUGUGACUGCCCCCCCACCUUCCCUGUUGCCAUGUACUGUGAUGGGCGGGGCCUGACAGCCAUGCCAACCAUUCCCUCCCGUAUCAAGUACUUGUACCUCCAAAACAAUGCCAUCACAGCUGUGCCCGACUCGGCUCUGAUCAAUGCAACCAAUCUGGUGUGGCUCAUGAUGCACCACAACCAGCUGACAUCUGAUGCCAUUGGCAAGAAGGCAUUUUUGAAGUUGGAGGGACUGGAGCGCUUAUAUCUACAACACAACAAUUUGACCAGCAUGCCUCCCAACCUCCCACUGUCCCUGCGAGACCUGAGGAUCAAUCAUAACAGGAUUGAAAAGGUAACACCUGCAGACCUAGAGGGAAUGGAUAACCUCACCAUCUUGUAUCUCAAUGACAACGCUGUCACAGAAAUGAGCACGUCACUGAAGGCACUGACGUCCCUCACACUGCUGGACAUCAGUGGCAACAAGCUGACAAAGGUCCCAGAGGGUCUCCCUGAACAUCUGCACCAGCUCUACUUAGAGUCCAACUCCAUUGAAUCUCUGCCAGAGGGCUUCCUGGGCAGUCUCACGGAGCUGCAGUACGUCAGGAUGGCUCACAACCAGCUAACAGACAAGGGUAUUCCCUCCAACACCUUUAAUGUGACUGGGUUGGUGGAGCUGGACCUGAGUUUCAACAAACUGGAGAGAAUCCCAAUAGUCAGCACCACACUGCAACAUCUCUAUCUGCAAGCCAACCAGAUCAAAGAGUUCAGUCUGGGAAGCUUCUGUAGCAUUGUGGAUGUGACCAAUUUCUCCAAGCUGCAGACACUGCGACUGGAUGGGAACGAGAUCAGCCGUCAGGACAUCCCCUCAGAGUCGUCCCUGUGCCUGCGGCAAGCUUCCACCAUUGAGGUCUAACUAUGUGUACGACAUGGUUUUCGCCAAUCUGCUCACAAACACAGUUCACUCUUUGACAUGCGCCACAACGUCUGACACAUUAUGUUUGUGACACAUGCCAAAACUGAAGCACAGCAGGGGUGAUGACAUAACUUACUACCGACAGCAUAUGGCAGCAGUUAAUAUCCACCAUUCGCACCAUAGUGAGAGCAAAGACGGUCAUAUGCUUCAGUGAUUUUUACAGAUGUUUGUGAAGCUUUACCAGAGUAAAGACAAGUCCUGAAGAUGGCCUGGUCUCUGAUUAAAUUAAUAUUAUUAAUCUCUCAUUCUAAUCAGAUGUGUCUGAUUAGAAUUACAGUAAUUGAUCUUUUAUCCACAAAUACAGUAUAUAGACCCAAUAUGUUUUAUGACUCACACAUGCUGUUUCUUUUUUGUGCAUUGAAAAUUAUCUAGCCCCGAUCCUCUUUAUAUGUUGCUGUGAGGAUCAAUGAUCUUUGUAUUUUGAAGAUAUAGUUGUCUUUAUUUCUCUCUGUCUAUCUCUGUCCCACUUCAUGUCUUUCUUUGUUUUGUCUGAUGGUAAGUGGUGUGUAUCAUGUAUAAUGUGAAUUAAUUUCAAACCAUUUGCAGUCAUAGGAUAUUAUAACACUGUAAUAUAGUGUCUGCUUGCAUUGUGCCAAAUAUUACUUUUCUCUGUUUUUAAAUAUGCUGUGACCCCUUGAGAGCAUCCUCUUUUUGCACAGUGAAAUCAACUUUCCUUAGAAACAAAGAAAAUAUCUAUGUAUAAUGUGAAAUUAUCUCCAUACUGUACUAUAGGGAAUCAGACAUACAGAGGGCUUCCGGUGUUGUGAUUCUUGAGUUACUGUAUGCAUUGCAUGGAUUGAGUAUCAUAUUGACAAAGGGUUUAUGUUUACAAGCCUAUCAGCAGAAUAAAUACAAAAGUUGAGAUUUUUAAAAAAAGA